This is a messenger RNA of Magallana angulata, 2179 nucleotides long. Its product is annotated as palmitoyltransferase ZDHHC22-like. The coding region runs from base 138 to 1091 and encodes 317 amino acids. NCBI's taxonomy places the organism in Eukaryota, Metazoa, Mollusca, Bivalvia, Ostreida, Ostreidae. Gene Ontology annotation, molecular function: palmitoyltransferase activity. The transcript is spliced from 2 exons. The record is from RefSeq and is a predicted model, not a curated record.
GUUAUUGCAAAUUCGUUUUUUCCUUCCCAAAUGCAUUGGAAAUGACCUUCACCGACAAAGAAAAGGGCGGAGGACCAAUUUACAUACGUGCGAUACAAGUUGAACAGUGAUCUAUUCGUUUCGUACAUUUAAGAGCCAUGCUGAAUUUGUUUGUGAAGUUUUUUGAGUUUACACAAAGCCUAAUGCUAACCCUAGACACAUACCAAGACCGGCCUCCCAACCAUCGGCCGGUAUACACCAAAAACCUCCUGGUUCUACUGAAUUAUGGUGGAAUGAUCUAUGUUUUGGCCUUCAUCACCCUUUUGCACUGGGUUGCUUCCAGUGUGUGCCUCCCCGGGAUAUACCACAAUGAACUGCAGGAGGAUCCAGACUUUUCAUUUUUCUAUCAACGACUGUUUUUCUGGUACCUGACAAUCAACGCCCUCGGACAAUGGGUACUAACCGUUCUGAAUAGUGUCAAAUCUGUUUACAGCACUGCAUCUGACCUACCCAUGUUCAAUGACUCUACGCACCAGGAUUGGACAAAGUGCACCAAAUGUGACCAAAAUGUCCCACCUAGGGCUCGCCACUGUAGCAUUUGUGAACGAUGUAUACUAAAAAGAGACCACCACUGCUUUUUCACAGGAUGCUGCAUUGGUUUUCACAAUCAAAGGCACUUUAUCUUGUGGGCAUUUUAUGGCAUUGUUGGUACUGCUUUCGGCCUAUAUUAUUUGGAGCAAUAUCUAAGCAUCCAUUAUGUCUCAUUUUUAGGCACAGAGUUCUUUAAAUAUUUCCUGCCAUAUGCUCUUGUCAUCACUAUUGUUGGUAAAUCAUCAUUUUAUACUUUCUUGGCCAUUUUCUGGUUUUAUAUCACCAUAUCAACUGGACUUUUCUGUGUGUACAUUUUCUUCUGGCAGAUAAAUCUGAUCCUAAAUGGUCAGACUAGCUAUGAGUUUGUAAAAGGCCAAAAAAUUUACCAGACAAAUUUCUGGGAACAAAUGAGGUCUGUGUUUGGUCCUAACUGGGCCAUUCAGUUCCUCUUCCCUUGCCCCUGGGUCAAACAAGAGGGGGAUGGAGUAUCAUGGAAUUUUCACAAUACCAAGUUCUUGUAGCAGACUUUCUUGGUUAUUCAAAUUUGCUACUUAUUUAUUAACAUGACAGAAAUUCAAAUGUAGUAUAAGACUUAUGGAAUGUUGUAGAGUUUUUAUGUUAGUGUUGAAUGUUUUUGAUAUUUAGAAUGAUUUGCCUUGAAAAGGAAAAAGGAAACUCAGUAUAUGAUUGUCACUUUGAUUAGAGCAUUUUUAUAUGUAUCCAUGUAGACUGAGCAUAGAAAGAAAAUGUUGCCAUGUAAAACUUAUACAUGUAUUUACUUUUAAAAAGAGUGAUGCUUUAAUCAAGUGUUUUCAACUUUACAGUGCUUUAAUUGAAUAACAUUUAUUGAUGAACUGAAAAGAAUUUGCUUCUUUGCAUUUCCCAUGUUUUGCCUGAUUUUUGUUUAGUCAUUUACUUGGUCAUUUUUCUCUUCAGGAUUGUUUAAAAACAGUUUCUGUUUUGAAUGCACUUCUUGAUUGACUAUGAAAAUUAGAUUUAAUCUAAUUUUCAUAGUCAAUCAAGAAGUGCAUUCAAAAAAAUCAUUAUACUUGUAUUAACUUUAUGCUGACUCAGGCCAAAAAAGUAUCAGUCAUGAUGUUUUGUUUGUAAAAUUUAUUGUUACAUGUAUUUUUGUACAAUUUUACUGUACUUAGUUGUAGAGAAUUGAAAUAUUGGGAAUGAAUUUUAUUGCUACUGAAUGUAUGCUCAUAUUACAUGUAUGUAAUUAGGUUGAAAUAGUUACCCUAUGAAUUUUUAAUACCCGGUAAAUCAUUCCAAGUCCCAAAACCAGUUCGUUAAAAAAAUCAUAUUAAAUCAUGAUACCUUAACUCUACUGGCGUGCAACCAGUUCUCGCCGAGUACCAUUUCUGGCCAGUACAUUGUGACAUCAUUUUAUCAACACAUAAAAUUAUGUACAAAAAAGACAUCACAAUAUACUGGCCAGAAAUGGUACUCAGCGAGAACUAGUGGCACGCCAGUAAUGACUGUCUCAAACAGUGAAUUGUUAUUUCUUUUUUAAAAAGGGGUCAACAAUUGUAGAAAAAAAAUGUACAAUCCACUUGUAAUCUUUAUCUGAAAUGAUCAUUACCAUCAUAACCCAAAUGAACCA